Molecule: messenger RNA, 2937 nt
Organism: Prorocentrum cordatum
Lineage: Eukaryota; Dinophyceae; Prorocentrales; Prorocentraceae
Source: the annotation of a GenBank genome assembly
CUCGGUCGUCGCGGGCGCCAUUGGCGGGCUGGCCGCGGGCGGGCGCUGCGACUGCCACUGCGAGUGGUCAUCGGCCCCUGACCAGGGCCUCCUCCAGCUGCUUCAGUGGCAGCUGGAUCGCUGCGACCCCGAGCAGCUCCACGGGCAGGUCUGCCUUGCUCUGCCGCCGCCGCCGGUGGCCGCCCUGGCGCUCGUCGGAGUGGGCCUCCUCUUCACGGGCGUGCUCUUCGGCGAGCCGCGGCCGGAGUGGUUCUCGCAGAUCCAGCGGGGGUCUCGAGUCCUGGAGCGGUACGAGGGGUACCCACUAUGGCACGAACGGCUGCUGGUGGCCGCCCGCUUGGCGUCAUCACGGCGGGUGGCAGCGACGCCUAGCGGCGACAUCUACGAUGAGGACCUCGUGGAGAGCGAUGGGGUGCAUCGAGUUGGGCCGCUGGGGGGCCUCGGCGCCGACAUGGCGGAUGCUGAGUUGUUCAGGUUCGUCAACCUCAUGGCGCUGGAGGAGCGAGAGCUGCUGGAGGGCGGCGAGGACUACGUCCGGGACAACAAGGGCGACAUCGACAUCGACGCCGAGUCGCGCCAGGCGGGCGUGUCCGCUGCGGCCCUCCCAGGGGCCGCCGCCGGCGUGGCUUGGGUGGCCGCCGAGUCCCGCCGCGGCUUCGCCCUCGGCGAUGCGGUCGAUCUCUCCACAGGCCAGCUGCUCGCCUCUGGCGACCGCGGUGUGUUCAUGGUGCCCGGUGCUGGGCCCCUCUGCGUGGCCGUGGCUGGGUCGCUCUCUCCAGGUGCUGGCGAGGGGGACCUGCGCACCCUCCCCGUGCGCUUCGACAGGAGCAACCGCCGCUUCAGGGAGUAUGGCGAUGCGGUGGUCUGCCUCUCGGAGACGGCGCAGGCUGGCUGGUCAGCGGCCGGGCCUCGCACUUGCAAUUGGCUCCUCCAGGCGAUCCGCGACGCGGGCUGGACGCCCACGCAGCGCCACUGGUGGCGCAACCUGCUGCAGGUCUCGCCGAGCGACGCUGGGGUGGAGGAGCACGCCUGCAUCUCCGAGGUGCUGGAGAGGGCCUGCGUCUUCGACCAGCGCUACCAGCUCUGGCAGGAGCUGUGCGCACCCGAGCUCCAGGCGGCCGAAGCGAGCGAGGAGGGCGACGGCUCCUGGCUCGACGAGCGCCGCGCCUUCCUGGGGACUUCGCGGAGCAAGGGCGCGGCGCUGGUCUGCCCGGCGCUCGAGGAGCACGCGGCGGGCGGGCUCGCCCAGGAGAGCGCCAUCCUCAAGGAGAAGCGCAAGGGGGGGGAGGAGAGGCGGCUCGCGCAGGGGGCCGCGGCAGGUGGUCGGCUCGACAUGGCGUUUGGUCUUCAGCCUCCUGACGACCGCCCUCGCGAUCUGCUGCCCUUCCCGGGCGGGCGGGCCCUCGACGAGCUGCUCCUCGGCGCGACGGGCAGCGGGCUCUCCGCAGCGGGCAAGCGGAAAGCCAGGCGGCGCCGGGGCGAGGAGGUGUGGCUCCGUGCAGACCUGGACGCGUUCAGCGAGUUGGGAGGCGGCGGCAGGGCGUCCAGCGAUGCCCAGGUGACCGCCGCCCAGGCGCUCCAGGGUAGCGGCGGCGGCUGCGUCGACUCGAGUGUGGCCGACAGUUUUGAUGCAACCUACCAGCCUAGCAGAAUCUCUUUGCCGCAGUCACGUGCUGGGGCCGCGCCGCUGUGCGACGUGGCCCCGGACGACUUGCAGUGCACGCUGGCAGGGGGCAGCGGCCUUUUCCGCGAUCCCGCGGAGGCGCAGGCGGCGCUGCACGAGCUCGGGCCCGCCAUGGCCUUGGACCCCGCGCUGAGGCUGAGGGGCUUCACGCGCGGGCGCUUCCUGGCGGAGCUCCUGGACAGGGGCAUCCUGGAGAAGGCCACCGUCGUCAAGGAGACCACGGGGGCCUUCUUGGCCAAGCGCAGGGAUGGCUUGCUGAGGCUGAUCUUCGACGCUAGACGGAGCAACUGCCACUUUGCUCCUCCUCCUCCGUGCACUUCGCUAGCCAGCGGUGAGUCGCUGGCGGACCUCGAGAGCGAGCCCGGAGCGCGACUCUGGGUGGCCUCUGCCGAUAUCGAGGUCUGCUUCUACCAGUGCGAGCUGCCCGCCAGCCUGCGGCCGCUGUUCGUACUCCCGCCGGUUUUGGCGCGCCACCUGCCUGCCAGAUGGCGCGAGAGGCUGGAGCUCGCGGACAGCGACGUCGAGCGCGCCUUCCAGGCGCGCGUCGCGCCGAUGGGCUGGGCGUGGGCGGUGCACUUCAUUCAGAGGGCUCGCGAGCACCUGCUUGCCUCGCGCGUACCUUCGGCCCCUUGGCUAAGGGACAAGGUGCCAGCGACGCCCGCGUGCGAGGGCCCUUCCAAGCUUUGCUACAUCGACAACCUUGCCGUGGUCUCCGACAACGAGUGCGAGGCUGUGAACGGGGUCGCCCACAUGCUGACGACUCUCGACGGCGCGGGCGUGAAGGCUCACGUGGACAUGCCCGACCCGAGUUCGGGAUCGCUGGAGUUGUUGGGCUUCGAGCACGUGGCGCACCAGCGGCUCUGGCGGCCCACGCCCAAGAAGUUUUGGCGAGUGGCCAAGGCCCUCGAGUACGUCUUGCGAGCAGGGGCUACCCCAUCUUGCCUGGAGCUGGAGCGCCUCAUCGGGCACCUGGUCUCCAUGAUGACGUUGCGCCGCGACCUGCUUUCCGUCCUCUCCGCUGUCUACCAGUUCAGCCAGAAGAUGGGACGCCGCAGGGCGCCCCUCUGGCCCAGCGUGCGCCGCGAGCUCCGCUGGGCGCAUGCCCUGCUGCCCGCCGUCGUGGCCCGCUCCGACAUGCAGUGGCUGCCGGUGGUCACCGCCUACGAUGCCUCCGAGUGGGGGCUUGGCGCCGCCGAGAGCCUGCGGGGCAGCGCUAACGCGGGCCGCGCGGGGCGGCUGCGCGAGCGCGCUCG